Salvelinus sp. IW2-2015 is the source of this 6739-nucleotide messenger RNA. RefSeq names its product insulin receptor substrate 1 (gene irs1). Bases 689 to 4018 code for a protein of 1109 amino acids. Gene Ontology annotation, biological process: insulin receptor signaling pathway. The record is from RefSeq and is a predicted model, not a curated record. Lineage: Eukaryota; Metazoa; Chordata; Actinopteri; Salmoniformes; Salmonidae. Gene Ontology annotation, cellular component: plasma membrane; cytosol. The transcript has 3 exons. Gene Ontology annotation, molecular function: phosphatidylinositol 3-kinase binding; insulin receptor binding.
UAAACUGUCCACGCAUCGAAUCGUCACGUGGGCAACUCCUUGAGCGCAAACUGUAAUCGAUAGGGAUUGUAAAGUACUCCCACAAACACGGAGCCUUGUUUUGGUUUAGAGCUACUGGAUUUAUUAACAAAGUGGAGAAGAGAACUUUGCACCCACUUCACAUUCAUCGGCUUCGUAUCACGUUGGACUCUAACAUAUUUUGAAAAGAUAAUUGAAUGCACUGGUACAUGUUUUAUUUUUCUGGGUUGCACUUUUGCAAGCAGGGCUAUCGACGGGACAAGCCUGCCUUGGUGGUUACCUAGCAUGCGAAAUGAGGUCAUAUGCUGACGGGGCUUGUUUUGAACUCCGGACUGAAGUGAGUUUUCCCUUAUUUUUGUAGGCGACUUUUUGUCAUCAUAAUGAAAGGACAAAUUAAUAAAGAGUAUGUUAUUUUACGUUCUUAGGGAGAAAAUGUAGCAUACUGCUUAGAAAUUCCACUGCAGCACCAACAGUUUGACAGCACUGUUAUUGGUUUAGCGCCGUUAGUUUAGCUAAUUGAGACGUAUGCCAUAACAAAUUCAUAGUUAAGAUCCACACUAACUCGUUUUCAAUGGCUAUAUUAGGAUCUAAAUACCCUAAUAUUUUUUGCUUUUUUAUUUCAGUAAGAACAGUUGUAUUUUUAAAUACAAGUAGUAUUUAAAAUUCCAAAAUGGCUAGCCCAACCACAGAGCAGCAGGGUUGUUUUUCAGAUGUAAGAAAGGUGGGUUAUUUAAGGAAACCUAAAAGCAUGCACAAGAGGUUUUUUGUCCUGCGGGCUGCUAGUGCUGCAGGACCCUCCAGGUUGGAGUACUACGAAAAUGAAAAAAAAUGGAGACACAAGUCCGGGGUGCCUAAAAGGUCAAUCCUGCUGGAGAGCUGCUUCAACAUAAAUAAAAGGGCAGAUUCCAAAAACAAAUACCUGGUGGCUCUUUACACCAAGGAUGAGUAUUUCUCUAUUGCAGCGGACAGCGAGCAGGAACAAGACAGGUGGCACCAAGCGCUAGUGGACCUACACAACAAAGGUAAAGUUCAUGAUGCUGCUGUUGGUGGCAGUGGGAUGGCAGAGGAGAAUUAUGGAGAAGAAACCAUGCCAGGACCUGCCUUUAAAGAAGUCUGGCAAGUUAUUUUGAAACCAAAGGGCCUGGGACACACCAAAAAUUUUAUUGGGAUUUACAGAUUGUGCCUAACAAAUAAAACCAUCAGCUUUGUGAAAUUGAACUCAGACGCAGCGGCGGUCGUGCUGCAAUUAAUGAAUAUAAGGAGAUGCGGUCAUUCAGAGAAUUUCUUUUUCAUUGAAGUGGGAAGAUCCGCAGUCACAGGACCGGGGGAAUUUUGGAUGCAAGUGGACGACUCUGUUGUUGCUCAAAAUAUGCAUGAAACCAUCCUGGAGGCGAUGAAAGCGAUGAGUGAGGAAUUUCGUCCCCGGAGCAAAAGCCAUUCCUCGUCAAACUGCUCCAACCCAAUCUCUGUGCCUUUGAGAAGGCAUCACCACAACAACCUGCCACCUAGCCAAGUGGGACUGGGAAGGAGUUCCCGGACUGAGAGUGUGACGGCCACCUCGCCUGCUGGCCCGGGAAAGCACAGUCAUUCAUUCAGAGUGAGGGCCUCUAGUGAUGGGGAAGGAACCAUGUCCAGACCAGCCUCAGUGGAUGGGAGCCCCUGUGAAGCCAGGACACAAUCUCACAGACACAGAGGGGCCUCCCGCCUCCACCCUCCCCUCAACCACAGCAGGUCUAUCCCCAUGCCCUCUUCGCGCUGCUCCCCCUCAGCAAUCAGCCCAGUUAGCCUGUCCUCCAGCAGUACGAGUGGGCACGGCUCCACUUCAGACUGUCUCUACCCCUGCCGCUCCAGUGCCUCCAUAUCUGGCUCUCCUAUUGACGGGGGAUUCAUUUCUUCUGAUGAGUAUGGAUCGAGCCCCUGUGACUUCAGGAGUUCCUUCCGCAGUGUCACACCUGACUCCUUGAGUCACACACCGCCCGCCAGGGAGGAAGAACUCAACAACUACAUCUGCAUGGCGAAGCCUGCAACUCUUCUGAGGGGCCACUGUGGCUGCAGCCCCCACCCCCACGGUACGCCAUCCCACCUGGACGAGCCUGAGCUGGAGAAGUGCUUCAGGAAACGGACACACUCCUCGAGCACAUCUCCCCUGACAGUGUGCCACCAGAAGACCCCCCCUCAGUCCUCCACAGUAUCGCUGGAGGAGUACACAGUAAUGCAGCCUGCAUACUCGUCAUGCAGCCGAGCAUCCAGCUACAGGCACUCUGCCUUCAUGCCCACACACUCAUACCCAGAGGAGGGCAUAGACAUCCCCUUAGAGGGCAACAGGGUGAGCAAAAAAGAUGAUGGCUACAUGCCCAUGACCCCAGGUGUGGCACCUGCCACAGGUAAAAGUGCCGACUACAUGCCCAUGAGCCCCAAAAGUGUGUCGGUGCCACAGCGGAUUAACUCUCACCAGCACCCCAAAAUGGACUCCAAUGGGUACAUGAUGAUGUCACCCAGCGGGAGCUGCUCACCAGACACCACAAACUACGGUCAAAUAUGGACCAAUGGGGUCAACCCUAAGCUUUCUGUCGAGAGCACGGAGGAGAAAUUGUUGUCGCCCGGGGAUUACAUGAACAUGUCACCGGCGAGCUGCUCCAUGACUAGCACGCCGCCAGAUUGCUACAUCAACCUGGUAGAGGAUCCACCUAAGUCCAUGUACUCCUACUUUUCCUUGCCUCGCUCUUUUGAACACAGCCACAGGAAGCUGGACCAGAACCCCCUGCACCUUUCGCUCAGCUCUGGACGCCUGCCCUUCGGGGACUCUUUAGCCUCCUCCACGAGCAGCGACAGUCUAAUGGGACAGGGCUACAGUAGUCAGCCCGUGGUCAAGCCCAAGAGAGCUGAUGUGGACAGCAGGCUGGCCAGGCCCACGCGCCUCUCUCUGGAGGGCAACAAAGCCAGCACCCUGCCUCGCACCCAUGAGUGCCCCUUCCCUGCAGAUCCCAAGAGCCCCGGGGAGUAUGUCAACAUAGAGUUCAACGACAAGCCUUUCUCAGCCGGCUUGGCCACUCACUUCUCCCCUGUGUUCCCAGGGAGUGGCCCAGAGGGGCCAGCAGAGAUUUCCUCAGACUACAUGAACAUGCACCUGGGUGCUCAGGGCAGGGGCAUUCCCAGCUGGGCAGCCAAACCCCUAGCCUCCUGCACAGAUGGCUAUGCUAUAGUGGCCCCUGUGGCUCCCUCUGUGAUCCCCUGUGAGAACCUCUGUAGACGGGACUACAGCAGCACACAGACUGACUACUCUGACACACAGAUGAUUCUGAACGCUCCGAUGUCGACCAUUGAUGUCACCCCCUUCUCUGUGUCCCCUCCAAGCCAGGACCUGUCUGUGCUGGGUGCGGGUCCCAGUGCCGUGCCCUUAGGACUAAUGGGCCCUCUCUCUGGGCUGAGUGCUUUCACCAGGGUUAACUCCAGUUUAAUCUGGAACCAGGGAGCUAAAUUGAUCCGCGCCGACCAGCAGGGCCGGCGCCGGCACAGCUCCGAGACCUUCUCCUCCACGGGAGUCCCGGUCAACGCCGCCUCGCCCUCCGUGGAGGGAGUGAAACGUCACAGCUCCGCCUCUUUCGAGAAUGUAUGGCUGAAGCCGGGAGAAUCCCCAUUAUCUGCCAACGGGAGGAGAGAAAGCCCAUCAGAGCCCAGCUCUAACGGACAGAACCAGAACAGGCUGAACUACAUCGACCUGGACCUGGCUCAGGACCAGAACCUACCAGAGUGGAGUUCCCUCUGGGCCAGAGCCAGGGACACGCAAGGUGGUAGUGACCCAGAGGACCUGCGCGCCUAUGCCAGCAUUAGUUUUCAGAAAGCAGACGAGUCGAGGAUGAACCCCGCUCAGAGAGAAGACCCAGACAGCCCAGGAAAGUUGAGGGAGGGAGAGAGACUGUCUGGGUGCACACUGUUCCUGAAUGAAGAUGGGUGCUCUCCAGUGAAUUUAGACUUCCUUGUCAUAGAACAGACCUCAUAGAAUGGAACUCACAGAUUCACAACCAGACCUCACCAGUCAGGCCCCACAAACCAGACGGGACAAAACUAUUACUGGACAUUACAAUCCAGACCUUGUAAUCUGGAUUUCACAAUCCUUACUUCUUCAUCCGGAUUUUGUAAUCCAGACUUCACAGCUUGGACAUUGGACAUUGUAAACCAUUGUAAACCUCACAAUCCAUAACCUGGACCUCACAACCCGGACCUGCAGUGUUGAUGCUGUAACCCAGCUCCUCCUCUUAGCACCGGUAUGGUACUACUCAAUGGUACUCCGCCUCACCGCACCACUUCCUCAGGCAACAAAGCGGCAAACCUGCCCAGUCUCACCUGAGGACUGUCCAGUCUCAAACCUGCCCAGUCCCCCACGUCAUAUUAUUAUUUUUUUUAAUCACUUAUUGGCUUUUUGUUGCUUUUGUUUCUUGUUACGGUCAUUUACAUUUUAUUUACAUUUUGGCCAGUUUGGCUUCCAGGCCAGUGUCCCCACCACACAACUCUGAUGCUUCCACAGCAUCAUACCAAGCCUCCAAAUGGCUACAGUAGUCACUAGGGUUACUUGAACUUUGUCUUCUGUUACAUGCUACUGGGUUCUUCCAUGUCCCUGUCAGCAACAAAUUGUGCUUCAUUCUAGUAGUUUGUAAAUAGGUUCUUUAGAGGAUCCUCUUAAAUAAUGUGUUACAUGUUAUAUAGACACACAAUGUCAAUAGUGUUGUCAUCUAAACAUCCAGUCAGGCAGGAAUAGUCCCAUAUCGGAGCUGUUGGUACUAAUACUGACACGGUAUAACUGUCUAGCUGAAACCCGUAAUGGCUUUCACAGAUCUAAUGGCAGAGCCAACUCUAUGUUGCUGUGGAUUUCUAACAUUGUUAUUUUGUGACGACGGAAAGUUGUCACUGGUACGGCAUUGUUACCAGGUGUAUGUGGUUGGAGCGUAUCAUAUCAACUCGUAGGGCUACAUUGCAACAGUCUCUUCCGUAGAGGCACCUCUGUAAAGGCUUGGAAGCCAGUAAAGUUGCUUUCGACGUUUUCAUUUUAUUUUUCAUUUUAUUUUUGCAGGAAAACAUGGACUGUAAUAGGUUCACACACAAAAAAAAGGGCAUAUUUUCUGUCAUACUUGCUGCUGAAGACUUUAACAAACAAUCUCUGUAAAUUAUUGAAUAUAUAAUGUCAAUUGUUUGUUUUAAAAGUCAAGAUUAUUUAACAUGGUUUAUAUCUGUGCUUUUUGAAUUUUAACUGAAACAUGUCCAAUAUUUUUGUAUUCCUUAUUAAUGGGAAAUCUGCUUCUUUACAUAUAAUCCUAUAUAUUUCUGUCCACCUCAUGGGUUUUUGCUCUGUUGUUGAACAUUUUGAAUGUUGUUAUGUGGAUUCUAGGUACUACCCAUGUUAAACAAGAACCCCCACUCCUCCAAACACACACCAGCACCAUCCCAAUGGGCCUGUUCCUGAGAGCGUUAUACUCCUCUGUUUCUCUGUAAGUCUAUAGGCUACAGCUGUGUUGCUCUGUAAUCCCGUAGGCUGCAAUUGUGUAUUUUUCUAACUGGAUUGGCUGCAGUUGGGUCUAUCUGUAAUCUAAUAGGUUGUGUUUCCUGCGGCCACCGAACUUCACCUGGAUGCUACUUACGUGCAUGUAGUUCCCGAAACACAAUGUAGAAAACAAAUUGUGCUCUAUUGCUCAUGAUGGGGAACAGCGAGACAAGAUGAACCUCAAACCUCGCCACCAACCCUGUCUUCCACUGGAAAUAAUGUAUGGUAAGACAACAGAUGAUAGCAAUAAUAAAUGGAUGGGUUGGAACGACUGAAUAUAACGUCAAUGUGGUGAACAACAUGAGUGAAUGUUAUAUAAGAACUAUCAACUGAACAAUUGAAGAAUGAAUGGAUGUACAAAUUAGUGGAUGAGUAAAUAAACGCAUUAAAGAAUGACAGGGAUAGCAAGAGCACCAAUAUACUGUAGCAUGGGGCUUUGCAUUCUCAUUUACCCCUGUGCCCUUUGUUAGGUUCUGACAGAAUGAAAAAAACUAAACACUACUCAUUGCUCAAACCAAGUUUAUUCACCCACUGGGUCAAACAGCUGAAAAGACAAAAACAUGUUUCUACCAGCACAAGUAUUUAUACCCUCCUAUUAGGCGGAGUCUCCUCUUUGCAGAUCUAGACAGCCAAUACAUCUGUUGCUAGGCAGGAAUUUAGGUGGUGUGUGUUAAAAAAUUGUUCCUUGUCAGUUCUAUUACCUCAGCCCACAUUCCUCACUCCUCCUUAAUGCAAGGCUAUCCAACCUUAUCAAUGACUGAAACUAGACUGUUACCCGUUGGCCCUCUCCAUAGAAUCAAUGAGAUUUAACAAUAGCAUUAAACAUGUAAAGUAGUUCUAGUAGUAUAUGAUGACAUGGUCUAAGAUGUUUCUACAACUUCAUUGGAUUCCGCUUGUGGUAAAUUCAAUUGAUUGGACAUGAUUUGGAAAGGCACGCACCUGYCUAUAUAUGGUUCCACAGUUGACAGUGYAUGUCAGAGCAAAAAYCAAGCCAUGAGGUUGGAGGAAUUGUCCGUUGAGCGCCGAGACAGGAUUGUGCCGAGGCAAAUAUAUGGGGAAGGGUACCAAAAUAUUUAUAAACUUGUAUUGUUAGAUUUAACAAUAACGUUAUACAUGUAAAGUAGUAGUAGUAUAGUAGGGUAAUAAACUUUCUGGAACCUCUGUAAUAAAGUAGAUAUUUUUAUA